UGUAGUUGUUCACCGCGUUGGCGUGGCUGUCUCCAAAGGAGUGCCAGCGGUGUUCGCGGUAGAGGAGAUGCCGCCACUGUGCUCUCAGCCCCCCCCUCUUUCAUAGCGGAGGCGUCCGCUCGUACUGUGCCCGCGACGAUGACGGCGAGCGUAGAUCCGUUUUGAGACCGUCCCGAAUUGCGGUAAGCUAGAUUACAAGCAUAAGUGGGCAUACUCAUCUAUCUCACGGCAAGAUUGCGGACGAUCGAAGGAUCAACUACACCCCAGAUUUUUGCUCCUCCUCGGUGGCUGCUAUCAAAGCAAAAGAGGCUAUUCCUUGCGGCCUAAAGACGCGAGAACUUCAACGAUAGCGAUACCAUUGGCGGGUCGAUCCUGGUGUCUCGCCAGGUUUCGCGCUGGGCGAAGACUUGGAACGCCGUCGCCUCGUAAGGCUCUCCUGAGUUUCUUUUACUAGAUGGACGGAUGGAUGGAUGGGGCUGACGGAAGGCCCGUAAGCUUCUUACAUCUUUUUGCGUCGGCUCUCUGUUGUCGCGAAACGUGUCGAAAACACCAUCGUGCGCGACGCUGGACUUAGGAAUCGCAACGCGCGCGACUCGGCUCUUCCAGCGCGCUCUUCUCUACGGAUUUCGACAUGGCCACAGGAAGGCUGACAGGCCAGCUGGCCUUGGGAAAGGGCUGCACGAUCAAGUUCUUCGUCGACGAGUCCCAGCCCGCAGACUCGAUCGACCAGCGCUGGUCGGAAGUCCACUACGACGGCGAGCCGGACUCAUGGGUGCCGGAGAUUGGCUUGCACUGGCACAAGCACCACGACGAGCUGAUGAAGGUUCUCUUCGGCCGGGUCGAGUUCACGCUCGACGGCCGCACGGUCGUGCUCACGCCGGAGGACGAGCCGCUGAGGAUCCCGCGCCGGCACGUCCACAGCUUCAAGUUCAUCAAGGGCGAGGCGGCCACGUUCACGGAGAGGACGGAUCCUGCGGGCCUGUUCAAGCAGGCCUUCUUCGAGGACCUUUUGGACGGCGGCGGCAUCACGCUCAUCAACGCCCUUCGCGCAUUCUACCGAGGCGACACCUACGUCGCGCUGCCUGGGAACAUCCAAAUGGUCGACCAGGCGUUCAUCUGGGGCGUCGGGGCCGUGGCGGCCUUUUUCUUUCCCCAGAAGAACAAGGGCAUGCUGGCAUAGAGCGUCGCGAAACAAGCGCCCUGAUGCAGAUGCUGGUGGCUAAAUGUUGGGCAGAAUGUGAGGGCAGGAAAGAUCGGGGCGACAGGCCUCAGAAACGUUCAGGUUUGAUGUUCAGUCUAGUGACGCAGCAAGACGAGUUCAACGACUUUUCGACAUGUGUGACAUUGUUUGGCGAAGGAACCGGUAGAUAUCAGCUCCCUUUGAAGUACUUGCUAGGUACAAACGGCAUCUUCGUCA
Molecule: messenger RNA, 1417 nt
Organism: Verruconis gallopava
Lineage: Eukaryota; Fungi; Ascomycota; Dothideomycetes; Venturiales; Sympoventuriaceae
Exons: 3
Coding region: 632-1180 (182 amino acids)
Source: RefSeq, a predicted model, not a curated record